Molecule: messenger RNA, 2989 nt
Organism: Larimichthys crocea (large yellow croaker)
Lineage: Eukaryota; Metazoa; Chordata; Actinopteri; Sciaenidae
Product: actin-related protein 2
Exons: 9
Coding region: 152-1336 (394 amino acids)
Source: RefSeq, a predicted model, not a curated record
AGUGAUCCCGCCCACGCUUGAAGGAAUGAAGACUUCUGCUUACCUGUCAGCUCCAGUCAGUGCUAAAUUCAUGUGAACUGGUUAUUUGUUAGUCGGACCCCUGUCCUGACAGGCGGGAGUAUCUUGAGCUGUUUGUGGUAUUUGUUUAAGCAUGGACAGCGAGGGGAGAAAAGUGGUGGUCUGUGACAAUGGGACAGGGUUUGUCAAAUGUGGCUUCGCCGGAUCCAACUUCCCCGACCACAUCUUCCCCGCCAUGGUGGGUCGACCAAUCAUACGAUCCAGCACUAAAGUGGGCAACAUUGAGAUAAAGGACCUGAUGGUGGGUGAUGAGGCCAGCGAGUGCCGCUCCAUGCUGGAGGUGUCCUACCCCAUGGAGAACGGCAUGGUGCGCUGUUGGGACGACAUGCUCCACCUGUGGGACUACACCUUUGGUCCCGACCGACUGAACAUCAACCCAGCAGAGUGCAAGAUCUUGCUGACUGAGCCCCCCAUGAACCCCAACAAGAACCGGGAGAAGAUUACAGAAGUCAUGUUCGAGAAGUACCAGUUUCAUGGCAUUUAUGUGGCGAUUCAGGCUGUGCUCACUCUCUAUGCUCAGGGUUUGCUGACCGGUGUGGUCGUCGACUCAGGGGAUGGCGUCACCCACAUCUGUCCGGUGUAUGAGGGUUUUUCUUUACCUCACCUCACACGCAGGCUUGACAUCGCAGGACGUGACAUCACACGCUACCUCAUCAAGCUCCUCCUUCUCCGUGGUUACGCCUUCAACCACACGGCCGACUUUGAGACUGUGCGGAUGCUGAAGGAGAAACUGUGCUAUGUGGGCUACAACAUCGAGCAGGAGCAGCGCCUGGCCACAGAGACCACCUACCUGGUGGAGUCAUACAUGCUCCCCGAUGGUCGGCAGGUGAUGGUGGGUGGAGAGAGGUUCGGGGCCCCUGAAGCUCUCUUCCAGCCUCAUCUCAUCAACGUGGAGGGAGCGGGAGUCGCUGAGCUGCUGUUUAACACCAUCCAGGCUGCAGACAUCGACCUCAGGGCAGACUUCUAUAAGCACAUCGUUCUAUCAGGAGGGACCACCAUGUACCCCGGCCUUCCAUCCAGACUAGAAAGAGAGAUCAAGCAGCUCUACCUGGAGAGAGUGCUGGAUGGAGACACUCAGAAACUAUCUAAGUUUAAGAUCCGCAUCGAGGACCCUCCCAGGCGUAAACACAUGGUGUUCCUGGGUGGUGCUGUGCUGGCCAACAUCAUGAAAGACAAAGACACCUUCUGGCUGAGCAAGGCCGAGUACGAGGAAAAGGGGCUGGGAGUGCUGCAAAAACUGGGAGGUGGAGUCAGAUAAAAAUAAAAGUAAUAAAACAGAGAAAGAUAUCACCCAAACAUUAAAUUUUUUAUAUCUCACCUGUCAUAGCCUGGCAUGCAACUAUUUUCUGACUUUUUUUUUUAAACAAUCAGUGAGUGGAGGUGUUUUAUUUUUUAUUAUUUUACAGUAAAAUUGUUUGGGACACACUGAACAGACACAGUAUAUGGAUGUCUGAAACUUCUUUAAACUUUAAAAUACACUGUGGCUACUAAAUAAGCAAUUUGUUGUUUGUCAUUUAAAUUGGAUCUCAUUUCAACCUGCUCACGGGGGGAUAUGGUGCCCAUAUCUAACCCCAUAUUGUGCCCUUAAUGGCAAACUUCUGUUGAUAUAUGCUGGGAAAUAUCAACUGACUGAUGCAGAAGAUUUGAAAGGUGAUCCGAGUAUUUAGCCAAGGUGGAAUUGUUGACCUGGACCAUAGUUUCCACUUGGUUUGUUAGUGUUCGAUGUUUUGUAACGACUGUUGUCCGAGACACCUGAGGUCUGGAACGACAGUCAUUGGGGACACCUGAGGCCUGGAACGACAGUCGUUGGGGACACCUGAGGCCUGGAACGACAGUCGUUCAGGACACCUGGGGCCUGGAACGACAGUCGUUAGGGACACCUGAGCUCUGGUGUGCUAAUUGUUAUUUCUCAAUAUAUUUUAAAGAUUUUUAUUCUGCAUAUGAGGAUUUUUAACAGUAUCAUCUUUCUAAGAAGCUUUUAAAUAGAUCCACUGCUAUUUUAAAAUUAAAGUCUGUCAACAUCAUAGACACCAUUACACCCUGAAUAAACAGAAGCAGGGGUAACAUGAAGUUAUUUGCUGCCCUCUGGUGGUUCAGUUUGUCCAAGACCUCAAAUCUGCAACACAAAACUGUAUGAAACAACAUAGUGAACAGAUAUUGCAAUCUUUUUUAUUGCGAUACUGAGUUACCUGACAAAAUACAGUAAUGUGUUUUUACACUGAAAAGAAAUAGUGAGCUCUCACAAUGAACACAUGCUUCACGCACGCACACGCACACAUACACGCACACCACAUCCGCAGAACUGUCACGUUAAAUGAAAAAGCAUGCAAUAAUGUUCAAAACACGUCAUCGUUCUCAAAACGAACCUCCUCGGGCCGAUUAAAAACUCCAGAUAUGUUGAAAAUCCAUACUUAGGUUUGAUAUCUACCCAACAAAUUGAACAAUUAAAAGUUAGUUGUUGUUUUUUUUAAAUACACAACAUGAUAAUUGGUAAUGACACUGAGUUGAACAGUCAGUUGAUGGUGAUGACUUGCAGCAGGAGUCACCAGAAGCUGGUGACUUUUUAUUUUUUACAUUUACAUUCUACCAGUCACCGUGAGGUCCUGGUUUUAUUGGUAUGACUUCCCUGUCGUUCCAGGUCGUGACGCGGUGUUGUUGUUGUUUUUUUUACAGUACGGCCAAGAGAAACAGUAGUAACUGAAAAGCAGUUGAAUUGAAACGUGAAAUGAAUGCAGUUGUGAAGGGAUUAAAGUCUGACUGGGGGAAAAAAAAAAGAUUUUAAUACAUUCGCAAGUCUGUUUAAAUCUGUUGCAGGUUGUCUCGGUGUGUCGGGUUUUAAAAACAGAAAGCUGAUGCUUCUCUAUCACUUCACUCCUACUCGCUCAUUACUCCACCUGCCAAAAACACUUAA